CUUCGAGGUGCGACACCAUGUCACCAAUCGACCAUCCUCCUGGCAUUCCGGUCAAGACCAGGACUCGAAAACUAUCUCCUGUGUUCUGAUCACCUCAAAUGUCUAUAUAAGGGACGAACAUUGCCCUCUCUAGACGUCUUUCAUCAUCAGCACCACCAUCCAACCUUCAGAACAACAAGCUCUUCCUACUCAUUACCUCAACACUAAACCAGAGUCCCAACUCACUCAAGCAAGAUGGCCACCGCAGUAACCCGCUCUACUCCUGCUCCUGCACCCGCGAUGAUGGCUCUCCAAGCCCCCCAGCUCGGCCUCGCCGACGACGAGCUCCUGGCCCUCUUCCGCCGCGUCACGAUCAGUGGCUCCGCAGGCCACGACGUUUCAGAGACCCAGAUCAAGAAGGCCUUCGAGCAGGAGGUCAGCCGGCCCCUGGGCCGUCAGGUGCUGGAGGCCUCGCUGCGGGACGCGCAUGAGUGCUCCUGCUACCACUGGAACUACCACGACCGGAUCCGGGGCAAAGUCGACAUCAGCCGGGUCGACUUGAGCUUCGAUCUGACCUCCCAGAGCAUGGGGCAGUCGGUCCGGGGCGAGGUGGCGGGGUUCUUCCGGGUGAACCAUGCUUACAUCAACGCAACCGUCUACUAUGACGACCAGCAAACCCUUCAAGGAAACCAGAGCAUCAAGGUCUACAUGGAUGCGAACAAAUUCAUCAUCGACUUCUACCCCACCGACCAGGCGGAGAAGCCGAUUGCCCGUAUCGUGCAAACCAACUCUUCCUUCACCUUCCAGGGGACUUGCACUGGCGGUUCCACCUGGUACACCAACUAGACUGGUGCUGUUGAGCUGUGUGUACCACAGCCAUGAUGUCGAGGGGAAGAUGGGUCGCAGCCUGCGGAUCGAGACAUGAAGAAUGGUUUUGCGCUUUAUUUGCUUUUCUGCGUCUUUCGCCUUGAUUGUUUUGCGGUAGCU
Aspergillus brunneoviolaceus CBS 621.78 is the source of this 966-nucleotide messenger RNA. RefSeq lists its product as uncharacterized. The coding region runs from base 235 to 825 and encodes 196 amino acids. Lineage: Eukaryota; Fungi; Ascomycota; Eurotiomycetes; Eurotiales; Aspergillaceae. The record is from RefSeq and is a predicted model, not a curated record. The transcript is spliced from 3 exons.